This is a messenger RNA of Diaporthe amygdali, 3456 nucleotides long. RefSeq lists its product as uncharacterized. Gene Ontology annotation, molecular function: protein binding. Bases 1 to 3456 code for a protein of 1151 amino acids. The transcript has 10 exons. The record is from RefSeq and is a predicted model, not a curated record. NCBI's taxonomy places the organism in Eukaryota, Fungi, Ascomycota, Sordariomycetes, Diaporthales, Diaporthaceae.
AUGGAUCGACAGGGCCAUACUUCGGAGGGACUCGGAUCUGAUGACGAAAUCGGAGAUAUGACGGCUGCCUCUGCAGAACAAGCCGGCAUAGGCAAGAGCGACGAAUCAGUCCAGAGAGGGGAGACUUUGGCUUCAGGCGCUGGGAACUCGGAAGAUGAAGAGAGCAAGAAUAGUUUCAUUUUGGAGCCACCACCACCAGAAGAUCGAAGAUCCGUCGAAAUGAUCGGCGCGGAUGCACUCAAGCCUGCCACCGAAGGGAGGAUCGAUAUUGACCGAGAGUCCAAAUUGGAUUCGUCUACAAGAGACUUUAACGCUGCAGUGUCAGAGAGGGAUAUCGACUUGGCUCUUCAGACACAGGGCUUAGAACUAGCGGAUAGCCAGCGAGCUGAUGAGCUGAUUCAACUCGGUGGAGGAUCAACUUUCAGAACCAUCGAAUUGGAACAAGGACUUGAUCUUGAGUCAAAGGCUGCUCGAGAGCAGACCAAUUUAGCUGAGGUCGCAGAACGAGUUCCCAAAUCCACAGAGCUAGAAGACGAUGGAUGGUCACCUUUACAUGCUGCCGUCGAAAAUGGGGACUGGGAACUUGUCAACAAGUUGAUGGAGAAAGGAGAAUUAUUAGAAGUCGCUGCUAAAGAUGGAAGGAAGCCCUUACUAAUCGCUGCGGAGAAAGGAUUCGUGAAGAUCGUCGAGCUGUUGGCGAGCAGCGCCUCAGUCGAAUCUUUCAACGAGGUGGAUCACUCAACAGCCCUCAUUCGUGCAUGUGAGCAAGAACAUGAUGCCGUGGUCAAAUUUCUGAUUGAGAGCGGUGCCAAUAUCGAGGCCAAAGGCAAGGAUGGUUGCACACCUUUGCUCAUCACGGUGAAAUCUCGAAACUACAACCUGGUGAAAUAUUUGCUUCAGCAUGGAGCAGACAAGAGAGUGACGUUGGAGGAUGGAAAGACGGCCGAGGUCCUCGCCGAAGACGAUGAGGGCCUUCUCAAAAUUCUCAGGCAGAAUUACCUACUUCAAGGCCCUGAGAUUGGAGCCAAGAAAAGCGAUCCCGAGCUGCGGUUCAGAUAUGUCCGAGCUCCUGACGAGCCAAAGAGCCAUGAUAAGAAGGCUGCUUGUAAGGCCGUACAGGCAGAAGUUGUCCAGUUUUUCAUCGGCCGCCGCGAGGAGCGUUCUCAGCCACUCGUAGUGUCCGUUUAUGAGCUCAUAUACGGAAAAGGGCCCGAUGCACUAUUCAAUCCCCCAGCAAUGAGUCCGCCGCCCGGCUCACCCAUCGGCUCUCGAAAAGACAGGGGUGCAAAAGGGCAGCCAACCUUCACAUGGUACCAUAUUCCAGCAAAUAACCCCACGGCCGCAAUGCCGGACGACAACCUUCGAUCAAAGUUGGGUCUGAAUUUAGUCAAGGGACGUGGCGCGCGACUCAAAACACCGUCCUUCUCUUAUAUGCGACCAUUUGCCAAGUCUCUCAAGAUACCCUUCCUCAAUUAUGAGACGUUCACAAACCACAUUGAGAUGACAGAUCACUUGAACAGAAUUAAUGGCCGAAACUCUGUGAACUUUGCCAUUCGGCCUAAUCGUACGCACGGGAACCUACAUGGGCUUCUAGCGAGUCGUUCUGGUCUACCACCAAUGUUUCCUCCUCCACCACCGCCGCCUCCACCUCCCUUUGAUCCUCGACCUCCAAUCUCAAGUGCUGCGAUGGCACCACCAACCACUAUGACCCUUGAUAUGAACAUUCGAGGGGGAUCGGGGCCGCCAUCGCCUAUUCCACAGUCUCGACCACCAAAAGCGGCUCACAAAAGGACCUUGGCUUGGUUGGCGGGUGGAAAAUCAUCCAAAUCCACCAAGAAGAAGAGUAGGAAAAGUGGAGGCCUCGUAUUGGAUCGCGGAAUUGGGAGUGAGAACCCCAAUGCGCUUCUCAUACGGGGAUAUGGGCUCGCGGAGGAGAACGGUCAGGUCCCAUUCCAGCCACGGAGGACAUUAGAUCAGUACUUCUACUCACACCUAGACAACACCGCUCACCGUGACAGAGACCAAGUAGUCUAUCGCUACACCAAAAAUGAAGAGGGCAAGAUCUUCAUGGUUGAUCAGAUGUGGUUGUGGAUCAUUAACGGAGAUGAGGAAGACCUCCUCCGAGGCCCAUCUAUCGAGCACCAAAAACCGCCAAGCCCGAUAUAUGAGCCUUUGAUGACUGCGGCUCAUGGAAUUCAUGGAGAACCGAGCUUGAUCUUCGACGGAGUUGACUCCAUCCCGGAUAUUGAGGAAAACGAUCCGCCUAUCGGACACCGUUAUCCUCGAGUCCCUCCUCCACCAAAAGCCCCUCGGCAAUCAAGAAUCAAGCGUCAUGCAGCAGAUGAUCCUAUGAAUGUUCAUCAUAAAGUCCUACGCCAUUUGAAAGAGACUUCACGGCCACCCAUCGAUACCGUAUAUGACCUGGCUGCUCUUAUCGCCACCUGCUGCGCCUCAGCGUUUGAUGAGACCCAAAUACCCGAGGACAUGCAAUUUUUGGAUUUCUUCGAGAGCUCGAUAGGCAGUGUAAUCGAAAAAGGAACACAUAGCCUCCACGAGUUUAAGUCGGGCCUAAGUUUCAGCCACAACCGCCACGAAGAACAGGAUUUGCUUGGCGACGAGCCAACAUACGAUGACCUCAACAUCACGACAGAGAUAGAUCUUCUGGUUGAGAUCGAAGAUAUACAAGACGAAUUGCACAUAUUGAAAGUGGUUUUGCGCGAUCAAAAGAGAACCAUGCGACAGCUCGAUGAGAUUUUACUACAGGGAAGAAAGAAACCCGGUGCUGUCACCCACGAAGGCGAAGAGAUUAAUUCCAUGAUCAAUAUCAGCUGCAUCGAAAAUCAUAUGUCUCGCAUCGGCGAGAUGGAGAAAUUGGCUGAGAAGGCACACAAAUCCCUUUACCACCUGAUCGACCUGAAGCAAAAGCAAGCCAACUUCUCCGAAGCCAUUUCGGCACGCAUGUUGGCAAGAGAAACAGCCAAAAACACACAGCUUCAAAUCAAGCAAAACGACGAGAUCAGUAAACAAGCAGAGGAAACUGCACGACAAGGGAAAACGUUGAUGGUCUUCACUGUUGUCACAAUCAUUUUCCUACCUUUGUCAUUCAUGGCGGCAUUCUUUGCCAUAAACAUUGACAUUUUCCCAAUUAAUGAGGACGGAAAGCUGGAGUUCGGCUAUAUCCUGAAGUACAUGCUAAGCAUCAGCCUCACUCUGGCCAUCCCAUUUGUCCUACUCGCAUUGAGAAUAAAUGACGUCAAGCAGGCAGCCCAUGGUGUCAAUAGAGGAUUUCGCAGUGCCCUCGUAUCUCCUCGUCUCAUCCCAGUCUUAGGGUAUAUCACCCUGAGCCUGAUUGUUGUUGUCGUUCCAUCAAUUGUGUGGACAUCAAAGCUGGCUACCACGGCCAAGGUCGCAGUUACGGCUGAUGUCAAUCGCGAGGAGAUCCAUGAGCGUGACUAG